AUGUUUUUGUGUUUAUUUCGUGUUCUGAUUUAUUGUGUUUUCUGUAAUUCUGAUCUAAUUAAACUUUUAAUUCUGAUUCAAGUUUAUCAUUUGUAUUUUUGCUUCUUUUUUAAUUCUGAUUUUAAUAGGCGAAUCUUUCCUGCCUUAAAAGUCAAACUGUCUGGACUGGACAAAAAGGCCAAUUAUUAUGUCAUAAUGGAUAUAGUUCCCUGUGAUGCAAAUCGUUGGAAAUUCCACAAUUCUCGUUGGACUGUGGCGGGGAAGGCAGAUCCUGAACUUCAAAAACCUCUACAUAUCCACCCAGAUUCGCCUGCUACGGGUGAACAUUGGAUGGCUAAAGGAGCAAGUUUUCAUCGUGUAAAGGUGACAAACAAUGCUACAAACAAGGCAGAAUUCGUGAGUAUUUAAUUAAAAUGUGUUUUAAAGUUUUAGGGGUGAAAUACAAAUAAUUCUGAUUUUUCAUUGUAUUACAAGUUUUAAUGUAUUUCUGAUUUAUAUUCAUUAAGUGUAUUUUCCCUCUAUUCUGAUUUAAUAAUAUUGUGUAUUUUAGCUAAUUCUGAUUUACCAUGAAAAUACAAUGUUUGUAUUUUACGUAUUCUGAUUCAAGUUUAAUUGUAUUUUUACUAAUUCUGAUUUUAAAUAAAAAGUUUAAUUAAUUCUGAUAUUAUUUAAAUUUUACUUAUUUUCUCUAACUUCUCUCUUCAACUUCUAUUUACUUUUCUUCGCGCAUUUAUAUUAGCUUACCUCUUUAUUUUCUCGUUUAUUUUCUUACCUCUCUUCUUUUUUUACUUUUUCCACUUACUUAACCACUUAUUGCUAUAAAAUAGCUAAUCCCCUUUUUUCCUCUUUUUUUCUAGUUACUUUAUCGCUUUCAAUUUUUGGGGUCGAGAAAAUAUAUUUUUGAAGUAAAGUCUUCCCCGCUUCCCUCCCUCCCCCCUCCUCUUUCCCUUCUAAUCUUCUACAAAACUUUGAGAGGAAAAUUAUUUUUUAUUAAUUUUGUAAGGAAGGUGUCCUAUCAACAACUACCAACAAGUUCUCU
Messenger RNA from Meloidogyne enterolobii, 1039 nucleotides. The record is from the annotation of a GenBank genome assembly. Lineage: Eukaryota; Metazoa; Nematoda; Chromadorea; Rhabditida; Meloidogynidae.